AUGUCCCGAAAACGUAAGAGGCAGUCCUCCCCCUGUCAUGAGAGGUACGAAAUUGAUACAUCAAAGAAGGCCUACGAUGAUAUAAUUACUGUUCCAAAUCCCAAUGAUUCUGGUUCUGAUGCAUCAGAUUUUGAUACCGAUUUGGAGAAUGAAAUUUCUGAUUUAACUUACAAAAAAGCUAGAAUAAUUAUUUUGACUUCAUUGAACAAAAGGAAAUCUCAGAGAGACUACUGGUCAACUGAUCCCUUUUUAUCUUGUGAUGUUAUUAGCUCUGCAAUGUCCCGUGAAAAGUUUGAAGAGAUCAAAUCGAAAUUAAAAUAUUCAAAAGCAAAAGAUCAAAAUCCCACUGACUAUGGUUGGCAUGUCCGCUCUUUACUAAACUUAUUUCAAACUAAUAUUUUGAAGUUUGGUAUUUGGAGAAGUGCUCUUUCCAUCGAUGAAAUGAUGGUUAAGUCUUAUGCGUGGACGGUACUAAAACAAUUCAUUCGAGGAAAACCCAUACGAUUUGGUCUCAAAUUUUGGGGUCUUUCCACUUCCGAUGGUUUUGUAUUAGGUCUUGACUUAUACUGCGGAAAAAAUUCUUCGACGGGCGGUAAAUUUAGUAAGUGUGUAUUAGGUUCUCGCGUUGUCAUGAACUUACUACAACAUUGUUUUGAUACUAUCCCUCAAGACAAAGUGCCUAAGUUCCAUUUAUAUUUUGAUAAUUAUUUUACAAGCUUAGAUCUUGUUGGGCAUUUGAAGAGGUUGGGGCUAAAAUGUACAGGCACCAUUAGAGAAGAUAGAAUCAAAGAUAAAAAUGUUUUGAGUAAAAAAGCUCAAAGAGGUGAGUAUGUCGUAAAGCAUGAUAAGAACAGCGGUGUAAAUUACAUUACUGUGAUGGAUUCGAAACCAGUUUUGAUUGUUUCUGCCGCUGCUGGGGUAACUCCAUUAUUCGCUGCAAAAAGAUAUAAUAAGCAAGAACGAAAUAAAGCCGAAGUACCUUUUCCGAGAGCUAUCAGCAUCUACAAUAGUUUUAUGGGUGGCAAUGAUGUUAAUGACGUCCAUUGCAACUAUUUGCUUCCAACUAUUCGAUCGAAAAAGUGGACGUGGGUAGUUUUUUUGAGACUCAUCCAAGCUUCAAUUGUAAAUGCUAAUGUAAUAUUCAAUGCUGUCAGUGACGCGGAAAAAAGAGUCGGAACCAAAGACUUUGCACUUUCCUACCAAGGCGAGGACUCACAAGGAUCGGAGGUUCACCAAGUAGAGAAGAAUAAGUCCCUGAACCCCUAA
Messenger RNA from Trichogramma pretiosum, 1266 nucleotides. RefSeq names its product piggyBac transposable element-derived protein 3-like. The transcript has 3 exons. The record is from RefSeq and is a predicted model, not a curated record. The coding region runs from base 1 to 1266 and encodes 421 amino acids. Lineage: Eukaryota; Metazoa; Arthropoda; Insecta; Hymenoptera; Trichogrammatidae.